Messenger RNA from Momordica charantia (bitter melon), 4037 nucleotides. Lineage: Eukaryota; Viridiplantae; Streptophyta; Magnoliopsida; Cucurbitales; Cucurbitaceae. The record is from RefSeq and is a predicted model, not a curated record.
CACUUUCCUCCGCACCCUUUUCCGCAUUUUCCAUUUUGAUUUCGAUUCCCCGCCAAAGCCCACUUCUUUCUGCGUUUCGCUGUUUAAGCUCUGUUUUGUAGCUCGGCUCCGGGAUUCUGAGUUUUCCUGUUUCUUUCGUGAUUUUCGUCCAAUCCCAUUUUCCUUCUAUCCAUUCUAGUGUAUCUUCCGAAGUAGAAUGAUUUAGUUGUUGAAUCUUAGUUCUGCCUGUGAAUCGUUGAUGGGGUUUUGGCGGGUUGAAGUUGGAACGACGGGUCUGUGGUUUCUUCGAUCCGGUGGUUUCUGUAACCGAUUUCGCUUUGGUUAUGUGUUGUUGGAACUCCUUGAUGUUUCUGAAUCUCGAGCUUCUUUAUUAGUGCUUCUCAACCGUUACUUGAAUGAUCCCAGUGACUGUUUGGGCAUGUGAUGUGUGGAAAUAAUAGAUGCUAAUCAUUAUCGAAUCUGCAGUAAUUUGUACUUCCGUUAUCUCUUAUCGUUUCAUGUUUCCUUUGGGAUUUAUCAUUUGUUGGUGUAUGCUUACUUUAUGACACUUGACAUGUUCAAGUUUUCUGUUUGAGUGUCUUUCUAGUUUCUCCUUCCAAAUACUUUGGGUUCUCUUUAACCAUUGGGAUGACAGGGAUAACUGCUAACAACGAUGGUUUGUUUUGUGUACUUUCAACAUUCUUCAAAUUAGUAGUUUAGGAAGUCAUCAUACUUGCAUAUGUCUUGUUUAUGACAACGACAUUAAACGUUUACAUGGCUAAUUAAUUUGUGCUGUUUCUGAAUAUGACAAAAACAAUGAUAAAGAAAACCUUGAUGAGAGAUACCCAUUUGGGUUAGACUGUUGGACUGUAGGCUUGUCUUAUAUGUAUCUUGAAUCUUUUCUGAUGAUUUCAUGUUCUGAAUGUUGCAGCUUAUGGCAAGUGGAAAAGUGAAUAGUCAAUGUUCUUAUCAUGCAAAGGAUAGCUUAAGAGUGUGAGAGUUCGGUUCCCAGAUUUUAAAAUCCUUUGUAUCUAAAUUGCAAUGUCAGAAAUGGAUUAGCAUUGUGGAUCAAGAUAACAACAGAAUUGCUAAGCUCUGCGGAGCCACUAUCUAAGGGCUUUUGUAUAGCGAGCAAAGGUAGUAAUGGGAUCUGGUACUUGUGAAAUUGUUGAAGCAAGGGAAGAAAUUAACCCGGUUCAAACUAAGGUAGGAUCUCGUCACUCAGAGUUUGUAUCAAAUGACAGAGAUCGGAAACUUUCUGCUCUGAAAAUUGGAUUCAAGGGAUCUCUAGAGGAUGAUAUCAAUCAGCUUUUUGAGUCAAUUAAUAUUAAAAAUUCAUCCAAGAGUUUGGGUCAUUCGCAAGUAGAGGCAAGUGCACUAAGAAAAAGUACCCUAAAGAAGCCAAUUACUGUUGGCAUGCCUCGUUCACCAGGUAUUGGGACUUCUGAUACUGGUAGUCUUAAGCAAGCACUCAGGGACUUAUGCCUUUCAAAGGCAUCUGAAAUGGCUGUGAUGAAAAGAUCAUCAAAAUCAGCUAGCUCUUCAAGAAUCUCAGAAGCUGGACGGAUCAAGACAUUGUACAAUUCAGUUAUGGUUGAAGCCACUCAAUCAGGCUCUUCUUCGAACAACGGUAAGGGGAGUGUGGUUGAAAUAUCCCUGGUUCCAGAGGAAAAGAAGUUCAACUUAGGGAAGAGUCUUGGGCAUGUUCAGGCAUCCUCUGUUGAAUUGUCCGCCGAAAGUGCUGAUUGUUCUCCUCAGUUACCAGUUACGGAAACACAAACUUCUAUUGAGGUUGUUGCUGUGGAACAAAAUGUGAAUACACAAACUCCUCAGUUACCAGUUUCCACGACGUUGUCAAGGAAAGUUGGAUCUCAAACAUUGAAGGCAGAGCUGGAAAAGGAAGAGGAGUCCACAACUCCUCCAUCUAUAUCUUCUUGCACUAUUGGCAAGGUUUUAGAGAAGGAGAAGAAAAUUCUUGCCUCAAGCAGGGUAGCAAAUAAAGCGUCAUCAUCAAAGCCAGGACGGAAAGGCAGGCUGCACACUGCAUCUUCAUCUAAGUUGGUUAAUGGCAAUAAGGUAGGCAAGUUAUCUAGAAGUACCUCCCGUUCUGUGAAACCGGUUAUUAGGAAUAAGGGGUUGGCCAAGAAGAAAGUCAAACAGGAUUUGAGUUCUCCAACAUGUAGUUCAAGCACAUACAAUGCAGUCAAUGGUGAUAUGGAUCCUAGUAAAAAGACGUUAAUAUGUGAGAGAUGCCACUGUGCAUUGAAUAGUGCAACUAAAGACUCAAAGAAGGGUUCUGCUUCACAGUUUGCUGGUCUUAGUACUGAUGUGAACGUGACUAAUUCAAAAUCUGGUGCUAACAAAUCGGGCAUCGCGGUGGAUGGCAAGGCUUCUGAUGUUAGAGUUAAAAGGAACACAAAGGUACGAGAUAAGGGUGAAUUUUCUCAAAGCUCAAAAAGUAGCCAAGGUGAUUACAGUAGCAGUACAACGAGUAUUAUAAGUGAUGACAGCAAUGGGCAUGGAUCCAGUAACGGUAGCAGACCUCACAUGUCAAAAGAUGUUAGGUGGGAAGCCAUACGCCAUUCACAAAUGCAGCAUGGGAUCCUCAGCUUGCGGCAUUUCAAUCUUUUAAAGAAACUUGGUUGCGGGGACAUUGGAACUGUGUAUCUUGCCGAGUUAACUGGCACUAAUUGCUUAUUUGCCAUUAAGGUCAUGGACAAUGAGUUUCUAGCAAGAAGGAAGAAAAUGCCCAGAGCGCAAACCGAGAGAGAAAUACUUAGAAUGCUGGAUCAUCCAUUCCUCCCAACACUUUAUGUUCAAUUUACUUCAGAUAAUCUAUCAUGUCUUGUUAUGGAGUAUUGUCCUGGAGGAGAUCUUCAUGUUCUGCGGCAGAAGCAGCUAGGCAGAGUCUUUCCUGAACCUGCUGCAAGAUUUUAUGUUGCUGAAGUUCUCCUUGCUUUGGAGUACUUGCACAUGCUUGGAGUUAUUUAUCGAGAUUUAAAACCUGAAAACAUUCUUGUCAGGGAAGACGGUCACAUUAUGCUUACCGACUUUGACCUAUCGCUUAGGUGCACAGUCAGUCCAACACUUCUGAAGUCAGCAUCCUUCAAUGCAGGCUCAGUGAAGACAUCAGGUCCAUGUACAGAUUCUAGUUGUGCCGAGCCGUUUUGUAUUGAACCAUCAUGUCAAGUUCCAUGCUUCAGCCCAAGAUUCUUACCUGCUGCCCCCAAGACAAGGAAGUCCAAACCCGACCUUGCAACACAGGUCAGGUCAUUGCCACAGCUCGUUGCUGAACCCACCGAUGCACGAUCCAAUUCCUUCGUUGGGACUCAUGAAUAUUUGGCUCCCGAGAUCAUUAAAGGGGAGGGUCAUGGAGCUGCAGUUGAUUGGUGGACAUUCGGUGUCUUUCUCUACGAGCUUCUAUAUGGCCGAACCCCUUUCAAGGGUUCCAACAAUGAAGAAACACUGGCCAAUGUGAUAAUGCAGGGCCUUAGUUUCCCGGACAGUCCAUUUGUUAGUUUCCAAGCAAGGGAUCUUAUCCGAGGUCUGUUGGUAAAGGAACCCGAGAACCGAUUCGGGUCAGAGAAAGGGGCAGCCGAGAUCAAGCAGCAUCCAUUUUUCGAGGGGCUAAACUGGGCAUUGAUCCGUUGUGCAAUUCCUCCAGAACUUCCAGACUUAUGUGAUAUGGACAUUCCAAGCAUGAUUGCUCAACAAAACAAGUUCAGGUAUUUGGAAAGCAAGUCCACUGGAGAACACCUGGAGUUUGAAUUGUUUUAGCAGAAAAGAAAUCCAUCAGAGACGACGCCAAGUUAGAUAUUGGCCUUUGUAUUCCAACAUCUUCUCCUUCUUGUCCUUGCUGUAAUUAAUAUUGUAGCGUAUAAUGUAAAUGUGGUCGAGAAUAUCGUAUUAAGGCUUUUGCCAUUUUCAUGGCACGAGAGGUCUCGAGUUCAAUAUUAUGUAUCAAUUUGAUACGAGAAAAAUGAGUUACCCAAAAGGAGCUUUCGGAUUACAGAACCUUUCCCUUCCAGUAAAUGGAAAUAGUUACCUCUUUGGCAACA